GUUUUGUUGGGGCACGGCUCACAAACCCCUCUCAUCCCGUGUCCAUCUCUUCUGGAAUUUUUGUCUCUAUCUCUUCGCCGCCUCAUCGCAAACCAUGCCUCGCCGAAGCUCCGGAGGAAGACCUGCUCGAUCUUCUCGUCCUGCACCAGUGCGGAAUCCCCCUCAGCCUGUUCAUCAUGCUCCUCCUCCAGCUCCUGCGCAGUCUGGCAGCGGUGGAUCCAUUCUAGGAGGCAUUGGUUCAACAAUAGCUCAGGGCAUGGCUUUUGGCACUGGAAGUGCAGUUGCCCACAGGGCUGUGGAUGCUGUGAUGGGUCCUCGCACUAUUCAACAUGAAACUGCGGUCUCUGAGGCUACUGGUGCCCCAGCUCCUACCACAAACAGUCUUGGUGGUUCUGAUGCAUGCGGUGUUCACUCCAAGGCAUUCCAAGAUUGCUUGAACAACUAUGGCAGUGACCUCAGCAAGUGUCAGUUCUACAUGGAUAUGCUGGCCGAGUGCAGGAGGAACAAUGGUUCUAUGUUGAAUGCCUAAACACUUCCCCCUUUUGCCAUGCAAUGGAAACUUUGCACCUAUUAUCCUAAUUUUAAGUUGGUGAUGAUAAUGGUAUGGAACUCCAUUUCUGGUUAAAGAUUUCUGAGGGUGAUACAGACAAUGGUUCUGUAAGCAUUUCACCUCUUAUUUGUUAUUGGAACUGGGAACUUUUUCAACAAUCCUGAUUGAUUUGUGACUGCUCUUAUAGUAUUGUUGGUCUCUUUGGAUAUAAUGGUGAAAACUUGUAGACUUUCAUGCAAAUAAAUGAUCUUGUUGAGAGCUACUUAUAAGAUGGCGUUUUGAGCACUUUAUUCCCUAUCA
Molecule: messenger RNA, 850 nt
Organism: Corylus avellana
Lineage: Eukaryota; Viridiplantae; Streptophyta; Magnoliopsida; Fagales; Betulaceae
Biological process (GO): mitochondrion organization
Cellular component (GO): mitochondrion; nucleus
Source: RefSeq, a predicted model, not a curated record